Molecule: messenger RNA, 1496 nt
Organism: Lolium rigidum
Lineage: Eukaryota; Viridiplantae; Streptophyta; Magnoliopsida; Poales; Poaceae
Exons: 3
Coding region: 95-1315 (406 amino acids)
Molecular function (GO): zinc ion binding
Source: RefSeq, a predicted model, not a curated record
UCAUUGCUGUUACCAUUACAUUGUCACAAAUAAUGGAAAAAAUGACAGAUAUAUCCUGCUAGCCAAACACUGUUGCUAACCACAUCUGUUUGCCAUGGCUCAGAACAUACAACAGGAAACCACGAGCGGCGGGAUGCCGAUGGAAGACAAAGAAGAAGAAGAGGAGGAGGAGCAGGGUCAUGGUGAUCGGCCGCUGCUUCCAGUAUAUGCACAAGAACAAGAUGUCAAGCCAUCGACAUCGCUAUUGCCGGUGAACAGCAGGAGCAUGAGGUCAAGAGCUGAGCAGGUGAAGGAGGAGGCGCCUAGAUCCGGCAUCCGGUCACUCUCCUUCUCCAAGCUGUUCAGCUUCAGGACUGUCACCUCCUCGACCGCCAUGGACAUUGAUCAACUGGCUGCUGAAGAUGCCUGCGCAGAGCAACCAAAGCGGCAGCAACCGAAGCAGGUGUGGCGCUCGCACUCCAUGCCCAUGACUAGCAUGAGGAGGUUCCCUCACGGUCGCAGGAAGAGAGUGGUUGACUCGAGCUCGUUGCCCCGGUUCCAGGUGUCGUCGAUGCCCGUGCCCGUACCGGAAUCAUCACCAUCAGAAGCACAAGAAGGAGCCAAGCAGGACGAGGAUGCAGAGGAGGUUGGAGAAGAAGAUGCUUUCUGCAGAAUAUGCAUGGUGGCGCUAGGUGAAGGGGGCAGUGUUCUGAAGCUGGAGUGCCAUUGCAAGGGCGAGCUCGCUCUGGCGCACCGAGACUGCGCCCUGAAAUGGUUCGGCAUCAAGGGCAACGCCAACUGCGACGUCUGCGGCCACGACGUGCUCAACCUUCCAGUCACGCUCCGCCGUGCCUGUGACGACGCCCCUCCGCCGCUGCUACUACCGUCUCUCGCUGCUGCCGCAACUCCUGGCAAUGACAAUGGCGGUUGCAGUGGGUUCAGGCGGCACGACACGGUGAUCCUGGUGGUGGUGAGCAUGCUGGCCUACUUCUGCUUCCUGGAGCAGCUGCUGGUGGACGACCAUGGCACCACCGCUCUCGCCAUCUCCCUUCCCUUCGCCGGGGUCCUUGGCCUCUUCUCCUCCCUCACCAUCACCAAGAUGGUCUCCAGGAGAUACGUCUGGAUCUACUCCGCCGUCCAGUUCCUCUUCAUCGUCCUCUUCACCCACCUCUUCUACAGGUACGUGCAGCUGCAGGCCGUCAUCGCCAUCAUCCUCUCCACCUUCCUGGGGUUCAGCGUCGCCAUCUGCGCCAACACUGUGCUCCAGAUCAUCAGGUGGAGGGCCAGGCGGCUGCCGCUGACGGCAGAUUCACACCUCCAGGCUGCUCAGCCAUAGCAACAGAUUUUGCUGCAUUCUCCACUCAAGCUCCCUGUUAUCAUUUCUUCUUCCCCUUGUUCUCUCAGAUUUUGUGUACAUAGGUAGCUGUGGCCUGCCCUUUUCUCUCAGAUUUUGUGUAUGAAGACAAAGUUUGAAAUACGAAGAAAGAAGGAUGUAAGCAAAGUUUUUCUUGAUUUUA